Molecule: messenger RNA, 2637 nt
Organism: Candidozyma haemuli
Lineage: Eukaryota; Fungi; Ascomycota; Pichiomycetes; Serinales; Metschnikowiaceae
Exons: 1
Coding region: 1-2637 (878 amino acids)
Source: RefSeq, a predicted model, not a curated record
AUGUUCGGUAAAAGAAGAUCCAGAAACUCUGUCGCUUAUACUGGGGUCGGGUACCUGGCCUCGACUCACCAUCCAGACAAUGGCGCCAUGGCGGCGGCGUUGACUAUUGGCAAGAAACUGCCUCCGGCCCAGAAUAACGCUAUUCACCAGAAACCUCCUGCCAUUGGCUCUCUGGGCAGUCUUUUGAAGAGAUCGCCUUCGUUGCAAAGUAACUCUAUUCGGUCGACAAGCACCCCAAAUCAUUAUAGAAGGGGCUCGACGUCGAGUGACAGACAUAGCUUUACCCCUAGGGUGGAGUAUUCUGUGGAUGAUAGCUUUACUGAUUCCCAGAUUGAAGAGAUGGGCAGGGACGCUGACGCCCACUAUAGCAACCGGGCCCAGCUUCGGGACUUGAAGCUUUCUCACCUGCCUCCACAGCAACAGGUCAAGAUGGUCAAGAAGUAUGUGCCUACGCCUAAUGGUAUUCAGGUGGUGGAGGUGCCCGAGACUUCUAUGAAACAGGCCAUUGCCCGGUCGAACUCUAUGCGUUCGGGUCUUUCGCUUAACCGUGCUGGUCUGCUUAGUUCGAGGAAUAACCUGCUUUCCCGGAUUCCUAAAUCGCCUUCUAGAUCAGGCUCUCUUACUGCUCAGAACACUGGCCAGAAGAGAGUGACUUCGAAGAGAUCCACUUUGGCUGCUUCUAAGAUUGAUGAAAGCGCUGAAUUGGAGCCUUCUGAGCAAUCCAAGGCUGCUGCUGAAUUGCAACGCCAGAUUGAUGAAGAGAGACAAUUGGCUGCCAAGUUGGAGUCCCAGCGUAAGGAGUAUGAGCAACUUAAGCAAUUGAGACUUCAGAAUGAAAAGCACAGGGCUGAGCUUGAGAGACUUCGUGAGGAAGAGGAAUCUUACUCUCGUCUGCCUUCCCGCCAGACCUCUCCUCACCCAGUGGAAAGCGUUCCUACUAGCAUUUCCACUACCCUUGAUGCUCCUCAUCCUGUUAAGCCUCAAGCUCCUACCCUUAAUGAUCUUCCUGAUGAUACUCCACAGCCUCAGGCUAAUGACGACGCUCCACAGGCCCAGUCCACUGACGAUGAGGAGGUGCCUAUUGAGCCUGUUCCAUUUGCUGUUGACGAGUUUGAGCAGAAGAAGGCUGGCAAGAACCCUGAGAAGUUGCCUACUUCCAUUGGUGAUCAAGAGGAAGAUGUCACCAGCACUUACUCCCUUGAUGACGCCAGUGUCACCCACGCUGUGACGGUUACUGCUGCUGAAAUUGAUACUGAUGAUGUUAUCCAGAACUAUGCUGCCUUGGGCGCCGCUGGCGGAUCUGAGGAAGACGAAUUUGGUAUUGUUGAAGUUCCAAAUGAGACUGAAUCGCCAACCCUUGCACAGCAAGUCAAGUCUAGACUCAAUGGCAAUGGUAAAGAUAGCAUUGCCUUGCCUAAUGAUGUUGAUUCGAUUUCUGAAUCUACUACUCCUAAGUUUGAUCCAACUCCAGAGAUCAUCCAGGAUGAGCCACAAGUUGACACUCUUGCCCACCCACCUAAUGCUGCUGGUUUGGCUUCUUCCAUCAAGAGUGGUAGCAGCAGCGACUCUAGACCUAUCAAGUCAGCUAUGAAGAACUCCAGAUCCACCUAUGCCUUGAACAACAACUCUAACUCCAAUGCCAAUGUCAGUCCAGCCCAACAAGCUUACUUGUCAUUGACAACUGCCGAGAACACAAGACUCAAUUCCAAGUUGUCAUCUGGCCAGCUUAAUGAAAACGACUCUCUCAGUCCACAGCAUCAUGCUCAUCCUGGUCCUCCUCGUUCCCCAGUGCAUGCUCAAAAGCUCUCUGCUACGACGCUUAGAAAGACUCAGCACCCUCCACAACAUCAACAGCAUCACCAACAACAGCAGCAACAGCAGGGUGGUCUUUCUGACCGUUCCCUCAGACCUAGAACAACCUCUGAUGCAUCAUACAAUCGCCAGUCAACUGGAGGUGGUAUGAGCAGCCGUACUUUCAAGAGUUCGCAGCCUCAGGGUCUUCCUCCUCAUCCAUACAACGGUCCAAACUACCACUCUCCUGCUAAGGCUAAGGCUGCUGAAUUGUUUGCUAAAGCUAACAACAGACCAGCUUCUACUGCCCAUCCAUUGAAGAGAGAGUCAUCUUUCAACAAGGGUUCAGAAGAAGGCAAGGCUGAGAACAAUACUGCCCACCAGCCACCACAAAGAAACGGUAAACAUCGCUUUACGCUCAGACAUGAUGCUGGUCAGCAAGGAGCUCAGCAGGGCGGUCUCACCGCUGCCGCUGCUACCACAGCUCAUGCCAAUAUUCAACAACAAGCACAGCAACAAGCACAGCAAAUUGUUCAACUCGAGCAACAGCAAAAGCAACAACAACAGCCCCCACAGCAGCAGCAACCUGCUGCUCGCUCUCACGAGCAAAGAGGCGGAGGUUUCAAGGGCUUCAGAUCUAGAAUUGCUGAUUCUGAUGAGGAAGACAAUGUCAAGCCAGCUCAAGGUGGUGGUUUCCGUUCUAGAUUCCGUGAUCUGGAGGAGCAAGCUCCUGUUCAAGAAGGACCUAUUACUACGUUGAGAGAACCCAAGGUGGAUCCAGCUUUGGAAGAAAAGAAACCAAAAAAGAAGAAGAAGUUCUUGAAGAAAUUAUUCGGAAAGAACUAG